Didymodactylos carnosus is the source of this 654-nucleotide messenger RNA. NCBI's taxonomy places the organism in Eukaryota, Metazoa, Rotifera, Eurotatoria, Philodinida, Philodinidae. The record is from the annotation of a GenBank genome assembly.
AUGACUUUCAGGAUACUGUUACAUCAUUUUCCUGCUGAUGUUCAGGAAUUAUCAAUCUCAAUAACAACAACGAAAACACUUAGUGAUAUCAAAUUUGUGCGAAAUGAAUAUAAACCAUCUGGAGUUAAUCGAGCUGUGUUCACAGAUCAACAACAGUGGUAUCUUUAUGAACAUGUAGAAAUGGAAAUUACCGAACAAACAGAAGAAUUUUCAGAUGUUGAACAAGCACACCCUGUCAUUGUAGUGUCCUGUCAUGCUGGAAGAUGGGUUGUAAAUAAAUCACUGCCGACUAUCUCAUAUUUGACAGCAUUAGAUAUUUAUGCCAUUGGUUCAAUUGUAGCAUUGUGUGUACUAAAUAUUUAUCAUGGUGUCAUUGGCUAUCUUUAUAAUAUUGAGUUAUAUCCUGCAGUUCCGUCCAUGACAAACGUUGUAUCCACUGCUCCACAAUAUGUACUGAUUUUAAUCGAUCGUUAUGCGUUCGGAAUUUGUACUGGCUCAUUUUUCUUUUAUCAAUGUAUUAUACUUGUUUAUACAUUAUCACCAUCGUAUUGGAGGAGACAACAAAUGGAAAAAAGAGACAAAGAAAAUCGUAUCGAACUAACAACAAAAUUCAAAAAUGCGGCUCGAACGUUUAUUGAUGUAAAAAAAAAUUGA